Messenger RNA from Ziziphus jujuba (common jujube), 3480 nucleotides. RefSeq names its product putative disease resistance protein RGA3. The coding region runs from base 369 to 2831 and encodes 820 amino acids. Gene Ontology annotation, molecular function: protein binding; ADP binding. The record is from RefSeq and is a predicted model, not a curated record. NCBI's taxonomy places the organism in Eukaryota, Viridiplantae, Streptophyta, Magnoliopsida, Rosales, Rhamnaceae. Gene Ontology annotation, biological process: defense response to other organism. The transcript has 2 exons.
AUGGAAUGGAUCAAUAUUAGGUUUCCAUUAGCAUUACACGGUUUGGUCACUAAUAUGCUUUGUGGUACUUAAGGGUAUCAAAUGUUAAAUGAAAAUUGUAGAGACCCCAAAAUAAACUUUGCCCAAACUCCUUUUUUUUUUUUUUUAUUUAUCAUCAAUUUUGCCCAAACUUAAGGAUAUAGUAAAGUGCAACAACUCUAAAAUAAAAUAAAAUAAAAAGAAGCAUGCAAAUUACAAUAAGAAAAGCCAUAUAAGUAAUAAGAGAAGGGAAAGCAAGGAAAGCACCUUAUAUCUCUCUAAUCACAAUCAUUCUCUUUCUCGUUGUGGUCAACCUCUUAAUUUUCGGAAAACCACUCUUUCCAUCGGCCAUGGAAGAAUCUACAGUCUCUACCGUUACCGAUUCGAUCCUUCUGAAGAUAAAGUAUGCAGCUGCGCAGAUAAGAGAAAAAGAGCAGCCGAAGGGACUUAAAGACUUUAUUUCACCCAUCAUGGAGGCUCUAAAUGAUGGUGCAGAGAAAAAGCCAGUCGAUGAUGUACUGUUGCAGGAUGAGGAUAAGCUAAAGGAAUUACUUGAAGACACCAUCGGUUCAAAAUUCAAGGGUAUACAGGGUGAUGCAGAUAAGAAGAAAAGGGUCAAGAACCUUACAGUCAAAAGAAAGACGAAGACUGAAGAUGCACUGUAUAAAGCAGACGACUUGAUGGACGAGGUCUUGAAUGAGGCAGCCAAACCGGUCCUAAACUCAAAACAACUAGUUUCCUUGGCAAAGAAGCUACGUGAAACAAUAAAAAAUAUGGAAAACGCUGCAGCUGGAGAUAACGCUAGGCCUGAACAGCCUCAUAAAGUUUUCUUCAGGCCUCGUAAAGUUUUCACUAAGGAGUUGGACCCCCCAGUGAAUAGGCUUAAUUCAGAUAGUUGGUUGGACAAUCAUAAGAAGGCUAUUGAAGAACAACUUUGGAAGGAGAUAACAACAAAUGGAGAAGAGCAUGUGGCGGUUUUGGCCAUAGUAGGUAAUGGAGGAUUAGGAAAAACCACACUUGCUCUGAACUUAUUUCAACGGCAAAUAUCUCAGAAGGAUACCGACUUUGAUUUGCGAAUUUGGGUUAACAUGAGAUCACUUGUUGAGGGAAUCAUCCCUCCUCAUAAAUUUAACAUGAGAUCACUUGUCGAGGAAAUCAUUCUGUAUACAGCUAAAAAAGAUGUUCAGGACGAACGACUUGAGUCUACAACAAAGAGACUACCACAGUGCACACCAUCUGAGGGACCUAGCACCUUCCAUGAAGUGAACAGGCUUAGCGUUGAACAACUUCACAAGGAGGACUCUGCAGCCUUGUCAGAGAGCCUCAGCUACCUCGAAGAAGGUGAAUUGCAUGAUAAGCUUCGACAGAUAAUAGAUGGAAAAUGGCUGCUUCUUGUACUUGAUGAUGUCUUGGAUAUGGACAUUAGAAAGUGGCUACACUUCAAAAACUUGUUAUCAAAUGCUGUUGGUGAUGGGAGCAGAAUAAUAAUAACUACUUGUAGUAAACUUGAUGGAAAGAUUACUGCAAGUACAGACAAGAACGUCCAUAUGCUACGCCAUCUAGAUGAACGUGAGUCUUGCGACCUAUUCCAACGAUCUGCAUUUGAUUUGCAGAAGCCAAUCAACUCUAAAAUUGUGGAGGUUGCAGUGGAGAUUGUAAAAAGGUGUGGAGGAAACCCUUUUGCCUUAAAGACAGUAGGUGAAAAACUCAUGUCCACAAAUCUAGAAACCCAAGCUUGGUCCAACUUCCGCGAUAAAGAAUUUCAAAAAGUCGUCAAUGAAGAAAUCUUGCCCUCCCUUAAACUUAGUUAUGAUCUUCUACCUCCAGAGUUGAAACAAUGCUUUGCCUACUGUAGUAUAUUCCCUCAACAAUCUGAGAUUGAAGUGAAAAAAUUAAUACACCUUUGGAUGGCACAAGGGUUGAUUUAUCCAUUGCCAGGACAACGAAUGGAGGAUGUGGGUUAUGAUUAUGUUAAGGAUUUAUGUCAGAGAUCCUUGUUUGAAGAAUUGGAAGUAGAUCGUGAGAAGGGCUUUGUAACGACGUGCAAGAUGCCAAAGCUUAUGCAUGACCUAGCAGUACUUGUAUCAGGAAAAAGGUUAGCCACACUAAAGCAAAAGGAAAAGCUUGAAAUUGGUACUGAUGAAAGAAGUACUCAAAAGGAUAAGAGUGACAUUGGUACUCAUGGUGAAAGAACACUAAAGAAUAAGCAUGAUAUUGGUAAUCAUGAUGAAACAACUCAAAAGGAUAACAGUGGUAUUGUCACUCAUGAAAGAACUAAACUAGCGGAUAAGCAUGAUAUUGGCAACGAUGAAAUAACUCAAAAGAAGGAUAAGAGUGAUAUGGGUACUGAUGAAAGAACUCAAGAGGAUAAGCAUGCUAUUGGUAUUGAUGAAACAACCGAACAUGUCUCGUUUCAUUUUCAUUUAGAUGGGUCAAGAAAAAUUCGUUCGUUCUUUCAGAAAAAGAGGCCAAGGAUUCGAACAAUUAUUUUGCCUUGCCAGUUGCAAGAGGAAACUGAGGAGGAACUACGUAGCUCAACGUUUAAAGAUAUCAUUACCAAUUAUAAUAACUUACGCACAUUGGAUCUGCAUGCUACAGGGAUCAAAGUUGUGCCGGAGUCCAUUGAUAAGCUGAAGCAUCUAAAAUACCUUGAUCUUUCUCAAAACAAAGGUAUCAAGUUAUUGCCUGAUUCAAUCACCAAGGUACCGAAUUUGAUGACACUGAAACUCUCCUCAUGCUGUGGACUCAACGAGCUGCCAAAAGAUAUGGAGAAACUAGUCAACCUCAAACAUCUUGAGAUUGAUUUGAUGUGAUUCCGCCCGAGGCCGCUCAACCGAUAACCCGCUGAGGUGCUGACUCGACAUGGAUGAAGACCAGGCCAAUCACAAGAGCUCAAAUUAAGAGAUUUAAGGACAACCUGGGAGUAUUUAUACAGAGGGUAAUCAAUCUCAAUAGAGCUUGUUCAUACUUGAAGAUACAAAGCCUAUUCUAAGCAUCCAAGUGGUGGAAGCCGAUAAGGAUCCGGGUGACGGUUUUGGUACAUUUUUGGAGUCCGGGAAGCAUGAAAUGGUUCCAAUGCUUUAUGGGUUCAAUACAUAUGCCUAAGAGGUCAUGGAAUCAAGUUAAAGCAGCCUCAAAUGCAAUCAAAAAGGGCUUGUACGGACAGCCUCAACAAUUUGGCCGAAUUUGCUGUAUUGCUUGCUGGCUUUACUGUAUUUUACUGUAUUAGCCUUUUCUUAUUUUUUCAAGCAUGGGCAACAUGUGGGACUUCAUAUUCAGCUUAUUUGGCAUCCUGAAAAGCAUCUAGAAGCUGAUUUGAAGCUCAAAGAGGUCAAAGAUUGAUCAAAUUCAACUUGAUAAAAAAGCUAGCAUUUUUAGUUUCCUAAUUUGUUUUUACUUUUUGUUUUAGGAAACUACCAUUACUUUUUUGGCUUUUAUUUAUUUAUUUUCUGGACAAAUAAC